Sorghum bicolor (sorghum) is the source of this 1175-nucleotide messenger RNA. RefSeq lists its product as uncharacterized. The record is from RefSeq and is a predicted model, not a curated record. Lineage: Eukaryota; Viridiplantae; Streptophyta; Magnoliopsida; Poales; Poaceae. The transcript has a single exon. Bases 313 to 783 code for a protein of 156 amino acids.
GAGGGAGGUUAAAUGAAUGGUUUUAAAGUUGAGAGAGGUGGUUUAUCCGAUUUUAGAGCUUAGAGAAAAAAAAAUAGACUUUGGCAAAAAUAGAGAAAGGUAAUGUUAAUUUUUUUCCUAUUUUUUUAUUCGAAAGGACGUUGGGUUGAGCCGUGGCCCGUGGCUCGCCGUUUCCGUACAAAAUCCGCCAUCGGCCCAUCAACACCAGAAUGGGAUUGCGGAGGGUAGGACCCAAACAACCCAAGCGCUUGACGCUAGUAGACCCACUUGGCUUUCCUCCUCCCCGUCGCCUCCCGGCGGCAGCCUGCAGCCAUGUCCAUCCCCGGCAACGGGCACCUUCCCGCCUCCGCUUCCCUCCCCGAUCACUCCUCGGCCUCUGACUCCGACGGCGAGCCGGAGUCCGACUACCGCCCAAUCGCCGGCGCCGUUUCCGACUCCGAAUCCGACCCCGACCUCGACGCCGCCGUGCCCCACCACCGCCUCGACGAGGCAGGAAACGGCAUCUCCGCGCUGGAUCUCGUGUCCGACGAGGACGAAGCCGCGGAAGACGCGGAGGCGGAGGAUGAGGACGGAGACCUGCGGCCCGGGGAGGCGGCGGCGCGGGCCUUCUCCGAGGACGAGCGUCGCCGCCGCGCCCCGCUGCCCGCGGGAGCCGCGGCGCGGAUCGUGGACGCGAUGCGCGGCGUCGAGUUCCCCGGCGCGCCGCCGGCGUGGGCGGGCAGCGUCCCCGAGGACCAGUGGCUCGACCGCCUCCGGUCCCUCCGUGCAGGCCGCCCCAACUGAUGUGAGCAGAACAGGAUGGGAGUAUGGGACUUAUUUUGCUUCUGAUGGGUUGAUUGAUACAACACCUUAUUACAAAAUCUAUGCCAACUUUCGGUCUAGUUUAUUGCGAAUUUGCGAUCGUGACUGGAGUGCAGCUCAUCGGCGAUAAGAUUUUGCCUGUUGGAACUGUGAUCUGGCCAUCUUGGCCCCCUCUAGCAGCGUGCCUAUGGAUAGAGCUUAUUCUAGCACAUAUAGUUGGCUGUUUGCAAGCUCAGACGAGUUGCACUGUGUCUUCUUAUUCUUAUCAUGUUAUGGCUGAUUAGGUUUUAGCUCAAAAUCAUUGAACAUAAGACUUGGAUGGUGGUGGUGUUCACUUAUGACUUAUUCAAUGAAGUUUGAUCUUUGCCCUUUCA